Molecule: messenger RNA, 3707 nt
Organism: Amoebophrya sp. A120
Lineage: Eukaryota; Dinophyceae; Syndiniales; Amoebophryaceae
Source: the annotation of a GenBank genome assembly
AGGUCCUCAAGCUAGCGCAAGGUCUGUGAUGUUAGAGAUGUAUCUGUAGGCAGUGUUUAUGUCCCGAGAGGAUCGUGAGAGAGUCUACCGUUUUAUAUCGUCGCAGAUCGUGGUCGAUAGUACAAUGCAAUAUUCAUCUGUAUCACAUAGCACGUUCACAAUUUCCUCAUAUGGCUCGAAAACUAGCUUUGGCUUGGCUGUCGUAGUCGGCUUUUUAUUCAAGGUGCAGUGGCUUACAUUUCAAUUCAUUGUUUCACACAUGUUGUCUACGCUUACCGUUUGAUUCGCUCUAGACCUCUAGUUCUAGAUCAUUCUGCUCUUUUCGUAAAAUGCGACUUCUGCUCGUAAAAUUUUCGAUUUCGCUUACGAAGUUGAAGUUCUACUUCGACCUAUUUUAGUCUUCAUCUACGGGUACUAACAUCGACGUCAUUUGCAGCCAUGUCUGCAACCGUAGUCUUGACUGCUGCGCAGCUUCUGUGUGCUUCCAAGUGCGUAGAGCAUUUGGUACCAAUCGCCAGCAACACCCUGCUAAUCGACAGCCUAUCCGCGGAGAGGAAAACAUUUUGGAAGGAGGGGAAGGAGCACGAUUUUUUCGCGACAGGGACCGUUUCAAGUGGCACGACGGGCGUAUCAAGCAGCACCACGCCGAGUCUUUUGCAGUAUUGUUUGGACAUUGUGGGCGGCGCUGGGAGCAGUACACCCGCAAACGCUCUAACAGCGUCCUCGCCCCUAUCCAGAACGAGCAACUGGUACUCUUUUACUACAGGUGCAACUACCCCGACAUCAAAUACCGCCCAGCUAUUAAACGAACCACAAAUCGACAGUGCCUGGACCUGUUGCAAGCUGUGGCAGAACUACCUCGGCUGUCGUGCGGCGCGUUGCGGGAUCCAAGCGGACUCCUUAUCAAAAGGAAAACCCCCCCCUCCGCCUCCCCAUAUCGAAAAGAUAUGUUUCCGAUAAUUUGUGUUGCUGAUUUCAGAACACAAAUCACGUCUGUCUUGCAAGAAGACAAGUGCAGAGGCUUCCGCGCCAUUAUGGAAGCGAUUUGGCAUGCUGUUGGGCCUAGGAGACAGCCGGUCGCAAUGCUAAACAACUAGACCCUUGCUCCCCUACCUACGCUGCGGAUCUGGCUGCGAUGCCGUAUUGCAAGACAGUGCGCAUCUGUGUACGAAAAUCCAGCAUCAGAAACUUCGUCUCGAUAUGGGGAGGGGGGAUUUUUCCUCACAAUACUCCUUCUCGGAUCUCUACUUCGAUAAGUGUUUCCCGAGCGAAACCGCGCAACAGCGGGCGGUGAUCCAGGCGCUCAAGCCGGAGAUGAAACCGAGGUGGCACCUGAUGCCGACGAUAUUUUUGACCGGCAGUUUCGUCUUAGAGUUUAACACGUUGGAGGAAAAAAACGCGUUUCUGUUGCUCUCGUCAGGAGGUGCAAGUAGUAGUACUUCUCCGGGAACUACAAGCAGUAGUGCCAGCAACACAAUAAAUUCCGGUCACUUUGUUGCCAUAAAUCAGCAGUUCGCGUCCUACAUCCGCGAAAGAUUUUGGAACAAGGACCAGUUCCGGAGGACGAGCGUUUUGGGAAAACAAUCCCAAACCACGCGGCACGCCAUUUUCGGGUACGAAACCCUGGAUUUUUGGGUCCAGGUGAAGCCGAGAAACACCCUCUCGGGCGUGACGCCCGCGACGCUGGUGAGCGCAGAGCCAUUGGCGCGCACUCCGUUCGACGACGAGGAAAGGGAGUACGCGCUGCGGCCGCACUACAAACGGAUCGACGUCACGGAGAUGCUACAGCGGCAGACGGCGUUGCUUUUGCACACGGUAGAAUUAGUAAUUUUCUUUUUCUCUUGCAGUCGUGUUGUUCUUUCGGAAUUCUGGUUCUAGGUACCACCUAGUCCUCCAACAUCAUGUUGGACACAGUCGUAAUGAGAAAGAGAAUGGGCAACAUGAACAUGCUGGUUGGUGGCUUCAAUCGACGUAUAAACCUAUGAAAAAACCAGGCUUUUCGACUUGCUCAGCAAAACGGACGACGUCAUUAAAAGUGCCGAGAAGCAGAAAAAAGCCAUCGUGAAGCAACUGGAGGCGGUUGCCGGCGCGAGCGUCGACCGCAACGGAGACGGCUGCGUGUCCACGUUUGAGGCGAAAACGUUCUGCGGUUUGAUUGCGAGAAGGAGCAGUGGCGGACCGCAGCCCGGGGAUGGCAGUGCCACGGCCUCGAUCAACCCGACCUCGAGUUUUGUGGAAGUUAUUACGGCGCAGAGGCGGAAACAGCUCGUGCAGUUGCCAUCGUGGGCAGAUUGCAGGAGGAGGAUCGCGUCCGCUUGCCGUGCUUGCACUGCUGCACGAGAUCCUGACAUGAAUUCGGAAGAUAGUGCGGAUACUACAACUACUGUGACGAGCGGCGUGACGAGCGUGGAGGUAACCAAAGCGUGCGAGAUGCUCAUCCAUCGCAGCUGCAGCACGAAGGCUUUGCCGUUGCCAUAUGGGAGCGACUCGGGGCCGGGGGCAUGCAAGCACUCGCAAGGUCGGGCGUUUUCAAGGGUGUUUGGCCUUUAGAAAGCGGAUCCCGGAAGAGUUCGCCGCCUUUUUGUGAAAGCCGAAAAAACAGCACUCGUCAAGCAGGGGAGUGGCAACAUAGAGCACUUGGGCGGCUCCGCGCGAUCUGAUUCUGAAACGGAAUAGCUCUUCUGUCGGUUAUUGCCGAUGGGGUGAGGCGUUUUAGAGCGGAAAUCUUGCCACCCGUCGGCCGCUCCGGUCGCUUGAAAACUGAAAAAAAGUGCGCGGAAGCGACACUUUUUCGCGGCGUGGAAGCGGCCAAAAAAAAGACGGAGUCACUUCGUGUACGGCACGGAGGCCGCGUGAAAAUUGGAUUUGGAAGUGCUAACCUUUUCUGAAAAAGUAAAAGCCGCUUGAGAGUCGCCGCGCGCCCAAAAGCGGUUUCUAAAAUUGUCACAGGGCCCAUACCGUCUACCAAGCCUGUGGAGGUGUGUCCCCCCCGCACGGUUUCCAUCUCGCUAAGGCCCACAAAUUGCACCCCUUCCCCCACCUUGGAAAUGCCCGAUGUGGGCAUCCAAAAAGGGCUGCAGCCGGAAAUGGCCAAAAUAAUUCAACUUUUUGAGCUUCGCUUUUGUUUGCCUUCCCGUCUGCCGUCGUGCAUAAACGUUAUGCGCGAUGGCCUAAUGGCUUCCAGAGAAGGCUACUUCGUUUCAAGGAGCCUCGAACGGAUGCCCCGCGGAGAGAUGGCCGGAUUCCGCAUUCACUGCUUAUCGCAGGAGCCUGCGGGCCGCCGCGGUGUGGCGACAGUAGUUGCCCGCGGGCUCAAGAAGAAGGGGCGGCACUCCAAUAGAUGGCGCUUUUUCUCGUGUGCCGGCUGCCGCGCGGCGCUCGGCGAUCUUAGAAAAAGGCUGGUGGGUCUUCGCGCUGGUUAGAUGUUCACGCACGCAUUUGGUUACCAAUAUCGCCGCGACCCGGACCGAGGGCAGGAGGUGCCCAGCACCGAGCCCACAUCGGCGAUUUUAAUCUCUUUGACUCUUCUGGUAAUGAACUGCAACUUGUUCGUUGCUAUGCAGGAAUUAGCGGAUUAGUUACAACAUCGUGUAGACUGACAUCACUCUGCUAUAGAUAAAAACGAGAUUCGAAUAGCUUCGCCCGCUGGGUGUGACGUCGCAAACUUGCGCUAGAAGGAACAUUUUUCACAGAGUUCACCUGCCGCG